GAGGGCUAGAGCGACCGCCUGAGGCUUGUGGGAUACGGGUGGAGCUUGGACGAGGAAGUUUCCCCCACCAUCCUGGGCCUGGCUGCGGACGGCGGUGCUUGAGAAGGACCGAGAGGCUCUGAAAUUUGCAGCGCGAAGAAGAUGUCUCAGUCUGGCGAAAAAGUAAAGCUUUCUUUUCUUGGUUUCCUCUCUCCCCAGUUUUCUGACUCUGCAGGAUAUGUCGGCUUUGCCAAUCUCCCCAACCAAGUCCACAGGAAGUCUGUCAAGAAAGGUUUUGAGUUCACCCUAAUGGUGGUUGGUGAAUCUGGCUUGGGAAAAUCCACUUUAAUUAACAGUUUGUUCCUGACCGAUCUCUAUCCUGAACGUUACAUUCCUGGAGCUGCAGAAAAAAUAGAGAGAACUGUCCAGAUUGAAGCUUCCACCGUGGAAAUAGAGGAGCGAGGGGUGAAGCUCCGUCUUACGGUAGUAGACACUCCAGGAUAUGGAGAUGCCAUUAAUAGCCAAGACUGUUUCAAGACAAUAAUCCACUACAUUGACAAUCAGUUUGAAAGGUACCUUCACGACGAGAGUGGCCUCAACAGGCGUCAUAUAGUAGACAACAGAGUCCAUUGCUGUUUUUACUUCAUAUCUCCCUUUGGGCAUGGGCUCAAACCCUUGGAUGUAGAGUUCAUGAAAGCGCUCCAUGGGAAAGUCAAUAUUGUCCCUGUGAUCGCUAAGGCAGACACUUUGACACUGAAGGAGAGAGAGAGACUGAAGAGAAGGGUUUUAGAUGAGAUUUCUGAGCAUGGCAUAAGAAUUUAUCAGUUACCUGAUGCAGACUCAGACGAGGAUGAAGAGUUCAAAGAACAGACCAGGGUUCUGAAGGCUAGCAUUCCUUUUGCUGUGAUUGGGUCCAACCAACUUAUUGAAGUGAAAGGAAAGAAGAUCAGAGGUCGCCUGUAUCCUUGGGGAGUGGUGGAAGUCGAGAAUCCGGAGCACAAUGACUUCUUGAAGUUACGCACCAUGCUGGUGACACACAUGCAGGAUCUUCAAGAAGUGACCCAAGAUUUACACUACGAAAACUUCCGGUCAGAGAGACUAAAGCGCACUGGCAAGCCUGUUGAAGAAGAAGUUGUGGACAAAGAUAGGAUGCUUCAGCAGAAGGAGGCUGAGUUGCGUCGCAUGCAGGAGAUGAUUGCGCAGAUGCAAGCACAGAUGAGGCUGAAGCCUGGCGACGAAUAAGGCCACUCACCAGGCUGCUGACGAGAUUACCCGAUGCUCUUAAAAUGGCUCAGUGCUUUAUUUGAAUCUGAACGAGGACACUAGUGAAACGCCAAUGGAUUGCGCAUGGAUGCAGAGCAGGAUGCAACAAGGAACAGCCACAAGUCUUGAAGAUUAUAUUGGAAAGCAGCCUCUUCCUCCCCCUCCCCCCAAAUAUGUACCUCUCCUUAAUCAUGUUCCUUAUGUCACCCUGUUGGUAAUAAUGUGCUCAUGCUUAUAAUGUGGGACCUGUUUUCCUUCUCUCUGUCUCUUUUUUUAACCCAAAAGCUAAUAUACCAUGCUAUAUGUAGUUGGCUUUGACAGUAGGUUGAUGGUUUGUUUUUUUUAAGCUAGGAUAACUUGAUAACUUUUUUGUACCUUUCUUACUUAAAGACUCGGUGAACUGUUUGCCAUAAAUGUCUCUGAUUUGCACCCUGUCCUAGCUAUGUUUCCGUUAGACAUUGUAGAACCAUUAUGUAGCUUGUUGCCAGUUUGGAAUGGGCUUCUCUCAUUGCUUGUUAACAUUAAAAAAAAGUCUGUCUCUGUAAGCCAGCCUUCACCAACGUAGCCCGCUCCAGCUGUUUUCGACUGUGACUCCUAUCAUGAUGUCCGAAACAUCUGAAGCAGGCUAGGUUGGUGAAGGCUGCUGUGACCUGCACUUUGGCUCUCUGGGGUAGAAUUCUCUUUGGUGCUUCCUUUUUUAUUUUUUUAAAAGAAAUAAAUGGUACAGAACACUAAAGUUACAUCAUAUCAGUGAUGGGAGAGGAUUGGACAUUACCCACGAUGCCUUAAAAUCAUGAAAGUGUCUUAACAUGCCAAAUAUUCCCGGAGGCCUCGUGAAAGAUCCGUUUUGAAUAUUCAAGUAUUGACGAGCAACCUUUUCUAUUGGAGCGUUUUUUCGUUUUUUUCCUCGGUUGAAAAAACAAUGGUAUGUUUGCAGUCAUUUUAUAUGUAUCAUGACACUAAACGUCCCUUACAAUUUUGUAAUAAAUGGAAUAGACAUGAU
This is a messenger RNA of Rhineura floridana, 2245 nucleotides long. RefSeq names its product septin-2. Gene Ontology annotation, cellular component: septin ring; cell division site; microtubule cytoskeleton. Gene Ontology annotation, molecular function: GTPase activity; GTP binding; molecular adaptor activity. The coding region runs from base 142 to 1221 and encodes 359 amino acids. NCBI's taxonomy places the organism in Eukaryota, Metazoa, Chordata, Lepidosauria, Squamata, Rhineuridae. The record is from RefSeq and is a predicted model, not a curated record. The transcript has 13 exons. Gene Ontology annotation, biological process: regulation of exocytosis; cell division; cytoskeleton-dependent cytokinesis.